AGGCGGGACGCGCGCGGAGGAGAGCCCAGCCGGGGCUUAGCGCCCGCCGGAGCCUCCCGCGCGGGCUGAGGCGCUAAAGGGCUUACCCGGGAGGGGGGUGGGAGGCGGGGAGAGGCUCCCCCUUAAAUAGCGCGCUCCGCCACUCUCCGGCGCUCACGCCGCGCCCGCCGCCGCCGCCGGACCGUGCCGAAGAGGAGGGGGCGUUCCCCGGACCAUGGCAUCCACCGAAGGUGCCAACAACAUGCCCAAGCAGGUCGAAGUACGGAUGCACGACAGCCAUCUCAGCUCGGAGGAGCCGAAGCACCGGCCUCUGGGCCUGCGCCUGUGUGACAAGCUGGGGAAGAAUCUCCUGCUCACACUGACCGUGUUUGGUGUCAUCCUGGGGGCAGUAUGUGGAGGGCUUCUCCGCUUGGCAUCUCCUCUCCACCCUGACGUGGUUAUGUUAAUAGCCUUCCCAGGGGAUAUACUCAUGAGGAUGCUAAAAAUGCUUAUCCUGCCUCUCAUCAUCUCCAGCUUAAUCACAGGUUUGUCGGGCCUGGAUGCUAAAGCCAGUGGACGCUUGGGCACGAGAGCCAUGGUGUAUUACAUGUCCACAACCGUCAUUGCCGCAGUGCUGGGGGUCAUCUUGGUCUUGGCCAUCCACCCAGGGAACCCCAAACUCAAGAAGCAGCUGGGACCCGGGAAGAAAAAUGAUGAAGUGUCCAGCCUGGAUGCCUUCCUGGACCUCAUCCGAAAUCUCUUCCCUGAAAACCUUGUCCAAGCCUGUUUUCAGCAGAUUCAAACGGUGACCAAGAAAGUCCUGGUGGCACCUCCAUCAGAUGAGGAAGGCAAUGCCACCAACGCUGUCAUCUCAUUAUUGAACGAGACUGUGACGGAGGUGCCUGAGGAAGCGAAGGUGGUUAUCAAGAAGGGCCUGGAGUUCAAGGAUGGCAUGAAUGUCUUAGGUCUCAUCGGGUUUUUCAUUGCUUUUGGCAUCGCCAUGGGGAAGAUGGGAGAGCAGGCCAAGCUGAUGGUGGAAUUCUUCAACAUUUUGAAUGAGAUCGUAAUGAAGUUAGUGAUCAUGAUCAUGUGGUACUCUCCCCUGGGUAUCGCCUGCCUCAUUUGUGGAAAGAUCAUUGCAAUCAAGGACUUAGAAGUGGUUGCUAGGCAACUGGGGAUGUACAUGGUCACGGUGAUAGUGGGCCUCAUCAUCCAUGGGGGCAUCUUUCUCCCCUUGAUUUACUUUCUAGUCACCAGGAAAAACCCUUUCUCCUUUUUUGCUGGCAUUUUCCAAGCCUGGAUCACUGCCCUGGGUACCGCCUCCAGUGCGGGAACUUUGCCUGUUACCUUCCGUUGCUUGGAAGAAAACCUGGGGAUUGAUAAGCGUGUAACCAGAUUUGUCCUCCCAGUUGGAGCAACCAUCAACAUGGACGGUACAGCCCUUUAUGAAGCAGUGGCCGCCAUCUUUAUUGCUCAAAUGAAUGGUGUUAUCUUGGAUGGAGGCCAGAUUGUGACUGUGAGCCUCACGGCCACGCUGGCGAGCGUCGGUGCGGCCAGUAUCCCCAGCGCGGGCCUCGUCACCAUGCUUCUCAUCCUGACGGCCGUGGGCCUGCCAACGGAGGACAUCAGCCUGCUGGUGGCUGUGGACUGGUUGCUGGACAGGAUGAGGACUUCCGUCAAUGUUGUGGGUGACUCCUUUGGGGCUGGGAUUGUCUAUCACCUCUCCAAGUCUGAGCUGGAUACUAUUGACUCCCAGCAUCGAGUGCAUGAAGAUAUUGAAAUGACCAAGACUCAGUCCAUUUAUGAUGACAUGAAGAACCAUAGGGAAAGCAACUCUAAUCAAUGUGUCUAUGCUGCACACAACUCUGUCAUAGUAGAUGAGUGCAAGUCUCACCAUUAUGUGGAAUAUCAGUCGUGGGUUUAAGUUUGCACAUGACGUUGAGGACAGACAGAUGGAAGGUAAGUCUGGCAGCCAGCGGAAAGUCGGCCGACGGCGGCGUCGAGGAAGAGCCUUGGAAGCGUGAAAAAUAAGGCUACGGCUCUCAGCAAAUUCUUGAAUAAACUCCCCAGCUUAUCUUAUGGUAAAAGAGAGCUCAAAACAAGCUCUCUUUAAAAAAGAAGAAAAGAUGCAUUUAUUUCUGUGUUUACUUAAUCCGUUAGCCGAGGCUCCGAGGAUCUGUUGUGAGUCAGUGAUAGGCACGGUGCUGUGUGUUUGCCAAGUCACGCUUCGUGACCGUCUCGUUUUCUCACCCGUGUUAUUGUUUGGACGGAUGCUGCUGGAGGAACCAGUUGGAACUGCACGCGCAUUCUUGCCGGCUUCCCACUUCUCUCUAAACGCAGCGCCGUGGGCGCUCUUUUCCCCGGGGGAUACGACUAAAGCAAUGUGGUGCACUCCGGGGAUUUGGGAUGACGAGCAGACACUCAGCGUGUGAUCCCAAGUGUUUUGCAUGCUCCCGCUUCAUUCCGCGCAAGAGAUUCUGUUAGAAGCCUCUAGAAGUUAAUUCUCUCGAAAUGUCUUGUAGAGUUUGCCCAUGUGUUGAUUAAAAGCGAAUACCUGCCUUAGGGAACCCUGAUGAUCUAGCUUCUAUAUAUAUAUAUAUAUAUAUAUAUAUAUAUAUAUAUAUAUAUAUACACACACACACACACACACACUCUUGAAACGAAGUAUUUCAUAGAAAAUUCUAGUGGCCACUGUGCUCCUCGCGACAAUUGAUCACGGAACCCGCUGAGUUUCUGCUCCACCCUUACCUAGUCUGUGGCAAUAGUUAUUGACAUUUCAAAGUAUGUUUCAUAAUUUGCUCCAAACUUGAUCAUGGAUUAGGAUGUAAUUUGCACAUAGCCGCUGUAUAUAUUGACAAAAGUAAGAGAGCACAGCCAACACAGACUUGAACCAGAUUCAAAUAAUCCAAUUUGUUUGGGUUUGGUUUGCAUUCACCUGACAUAGUGAAAUCAAGUGAGAUUAUUUGCUUUAUGCUUUCCUUUCUUUGCUUCAGCCCUCAAAUACUUGUUUGGGUUUCUAACCAAAAAAAAAAAAAAAAAAGGGCAUUUUUAAUCCCCAAAUUAUUUCAGUUAUAGCCUCAU
Messenger RNA from Herpailurus yagouaroundi (jaguarundi), 3060 nucleotides. RefSeq names its product solute carrier family 1 member 2 (gene SLC1A2). Lineage: Eukaryota; Metazoa; Chordata; Mammalia; Carnivora; Felidae. The transcript is spliced from 12 exons. Gene Ontology annotation, cellular component: plasma membrane. Bases 215 to 1903 code for a protein of 562 amino acids. Gene Ontology annotation, biological process: L-aspartate transmembrane transport; L-glutamate import across plasma membrane. The record is from RefSeq and is a predicted model, not a curated record. Gene Ontology annotation, molecular function: neutral L-amino acid transmembrane transporter activity; glutamate:sodium symporter activity; L-glutamate transmembrane transporter activity.